Molecule: messenger RNA, 2266 nt
Organism: Boeremia exigua
Lineage: Eukaryota; Fungi; Ascomycota; Dothideomycetes; Pleosporales; Didymellaceae
Product: putative phenol monooxygenase
Exons: 4
Coding region: 245-2245 (666 amino acids)
Molecular function (GO): FAD binding
Source: RefSeq, a predicted model, not a curated record
GUUGGUCAUCAAAUUACGAUGUUCGCGCUGCCCAAUCGGAAUCUCAAGAACCAUCCGGAAGCUGGAAGCCGAGAUUUCAUCCGGAGCUGAACGUACGCUACAUUGGCUUUCCCCACGCGGUCUGGCAGCGGAGUCCUGGAGCGCAAGAUCUUAAAGAUCAAAUCAUGCAUCGCCUUGUGUCCUACCUGCGAUCUCCUGGGACAUUACACUCUGCAAAUAGUUCCCAACUCGUUGAAUACUCAGGAUGCCGGUUUUCCAAGAAACAUCCAAUUCUGAUAGAGACCUCAGAACCCUUCCAUCUCGUGCGCUUCCUUUGCCACGUCUUUCACCGAAGCCAGACCUCUCGUCGGGUCCAGAAGAGAGACGAGAAGUUGUGGUCAUAGGCGCUGGACCGAGUGGUCUGUUUCUGACCCUACUGCUGGCUAGAUAUGGCAUCACUGGCUCUUCAUUGCUUUGUCUAGACUCGAAACCGGAGACUUUGAAGGCUGGGCAGGCAGAUGGUGUGCAGCCCCGAACGCUGGAAGUUUUACAAAGCCUCGGUCUCGCUGGCGAGAUCAUAGCUGAAGGUUGCCACAUGGAGGAGGUCGCGUUCUGGAAUGCAGUGUCUCCAAAUCCUCAAGGGGCUCACAAUAGCUUCAAGAAAGGGAUCGAACGAUCUGAAUUCGUGCCCGAUGUCAAUGUUUCUGCGCGAUUUCCCUUCGAGGUCACAAUCCACCAAGGUCGCAUCGAGCGGAUACUUCAAGAUAACCUUCAUCUAUACGCCCCAGAAGAUACAAUCCGAAGAUCGCAUCGCUUCCUUGAAUUCUUCGUGGACGAGUCACAAACCGAGUUCCCCAUCCUCGUUAGAUACGAAUACGAUGACAUCGAUGGUACUACAAAGCAAAGCUUGGUCCGAACCAAGUAUCUUGUGGGAGCAGAUGGCGCACGCUCACGAGUACGAACGUGCAUGGGACUGAGCCUUCAGGGCGAGACGACGGACCACAUAUGGGGAGUCUGUGAUUUUGUUGCGACCACAGACUUUCCGGACAUCCGCAAGCGAUGUGCGGUGCACUCAGAUUCGGGUUCGGUGAUGGUCAUUCCCAGAGAGCAAAUUGCUACAGGCGAGUAUCUUACCCGCCUGUAUGUACAAGUACCCGGAGAAGUCAAUGCAGACCAAGAUUGUGGUACGGAUAAGAAAUCAGCCGAUAAAAAGAAGCGCGGGGCUGUGAGUCUAGACUACAUCUUCCAGCAAGCACGUGCAGUCUUCUCUCCGUAUGAGAUAGCGAUCAAGGAAGGCACCACACCAGACUGGUGGGCUGCGUACCAGAUAGGCCAACGGAUGGCGCCCAAAUUUUCCGCAAGGUCUCCCGACGGCAUCGAAAGGAUCUUCAUCGUUGGUGAUGCAUGCCAUACACACAGUCCAAAAGCUGGGCAAGGCAUGAACGUGUCUAUGAUGGACUCCUACAACCUCGCAUGGAAGCUUGUACACGGUAUCAAUGGACUGACUCCGCCUCCACCAUCUGGAGCAGCAGAUCCAGUACUGGAAACUUUCGAAUCAGAGCGUGCCGAUACGGCUCGCCAGCUCAUCGAUUUCGACUCGACAUUUUCUCACAUCUUCUCUGGCAAGUUCGGCUCAAGAGAUAGUGCAAUGUCAGGACUCACACACAAAGAGUUCCUCCGCGUCUUUAAAGAAGGCAGCGGAUUCACAAGUGGAUGUGGUUUGCAUUAUAAACCGAGCAGGUUGAUCAGGAUUCCAGCUGGAAGUCUGACCAGACUCCUUACCAACGAUGAUAUGCUUUGCGGUGCACUGGUUCCGGGUAGAAGACUCCUUAACGUUGAGGUGAAAAGGUAUGCAGAUGCAACUACCCGGCAGUUGCAAGACGAAUUGCCUUCGAUAGGUCGGUACCGCAUCAUCGUACUCGCAAGCAACGAUCUUCUUGAUGCGUCCGGCCGCUCGCAGUCUUCAUUGCGGUCAUGCAUUAAAACCAUGCAGCACUUCCCUGGUGGUGCCAUAGACCUUGCAGUGCUUCACCCCUUGAAAACGCGAUUUGAGUGGACCGAUAUUCCCGCAGGCGUCAAGCAGCUUGCUGAGAUGCGCACAUAUGGACUGUCACAGAGGGAAGAUGCCUAUGAAUUAUACGUCGUGUCCAAAGACGAGGGCCUGGUUGCUGUGGUGAGGCCUGACGGGUAUGUGGGAACGCUAGCGUCAUUAUCUGGCACGGACGAGGUGGAAGCAUAUCUUCGCUCCUGUCUGGUACCGGUUUGAGAUCGCGUGGUUCUGUUUGCG